Messenger RNA from Mollisia scopiformis, 1930 nucleotides. RefSeq names its product DUF382-domain-containing protein. The transcript is spliced from 2 exons. The coding region runs from base 99 to 1826 and encodes 575 amino acids. The record is from RefSeq and is a predicted model, not a curated record. Lineage: Eukaryota; Fungi; Ascomycota; Leotiomycetes; Helotiales; Mollisiaceae. Gene Ontology annotation, biological process: mRNA splicing, via spliceosome. Gene Ontology annotation, cellular component: U2-type spliceosomal complex; precatalytic spliceosome; catalytic step 2 spliceosome.
CUGCGUCUUGACCUCGACGCAACUACCAUCCACGAUCCCUGGAAACAUUUUGCACCUUUUGAGGAUAAGUGUCGGGCGUGAUGCCUUCAGCCGUCACUAUGGCGCCGUCAAAACCAACAAAGAACCAAAUGAGGCGCGCGAAGAAGAAGGAACAGAAGAAGGCAGCGCAGAUCACUCCUACUCCCGAACCAGAAAAGGAACCAGAGCCCGUCCCUGAAGCAGCGCCAGCCGAGGCCGAAGAGGAAGAGGAUCCAUUAGAAUCGGAUAUCACAUCACUCGAGAUCAGCGAAGAUGAUCCGAAUUACGAAAUGUUCAAGAGCAUUAUGGAGCGAUUUGGCGCAAGCACAGAGGAAGAUGAGGCUGCGAAGGAGGCAAAUGCAGGAGAUAAGGGAGAGGUGUUCUACGAUGAUGACGACGACAUCCCGGACGAGGACGAGGAAGCAGACAAGGAACCAAAAUUGUCCAAGAAGAAACGAAAGGAGCGCGACAAGCUUUCCGUGGCCGAGUUGAAAGCCUUGGUCCAGAAGCCAGAGCUCGUGGAGUGGACCGAUACAUCUGCUUCGGAUCCCCAAUUGCUUGUUCAGAUCAAGUCAUAUCGAAAUGUUGUUCCAGUGCCAAGCCAUUGGUCACUGAAGCGCGAAUAUCUGUCUUCCAAACGUGGUGUUGAGAAACCUUCGUUCGCCCUGCCAAAGUUCAUCCAAGAAACUGGUAUUGCUGAGAUGCGUGAUGCGGUCUUGGAGAAGCAAGAUUCAGCCACUCUGAAGCAAAAGCAGCGUGAGAGAGUUCAGCCGAAAAUGGGAAAGCUGGACAUUGAUUAUCAGAAGUUGUAUGAAGCCUUCUUCAGGUUCCAGACCAAGCCUGAGCUAACGCGCUAUGGCGAGGUUUACUACGAAGGCAAAGAAUACGAGACGAAUCUUCGGCAUUUACGUCCUGGCGAGUUGAGUGAGGAUUUGAAAGAAGCUCUCAAUAUUCCACCAGGAGCUCCGCCUCCAUGGUUAAUCAAUCAGCAACGAUUUGGUCCUCCACCUUCCUACCCAUCUCUGAAGAUUCCUGGACUCAAUGCGCCUCCACCACCAGGCGGUGCCUGGGGAUUUCACCCUGGUGGAUACGGAAAGCCUCCUGUCGACGAGUUCAACAGGCCUCUUUAUGGUGGUGAUAUCUUUGGUGUUCUACAACCGCAAGUCAAUAACCAGGCAGGCGAGCCUAUUGAGCGCACCUUAUGGGGAGAACUACAAGCGCCAGAAGAAGAAUCAGAGGAAGAGGAAAGUGAGGACGAAGAAGAGGAGGGAGACGAAGAGGACAUUGGUGCAGGUCUUCAAACACCAAGUGGUCUUGAGACUCCGGGUGGAUUGGCUUCUACUGUUCCUUCGGAGUAUCCUGGCGACAUGAGUGUUGGCGGCGACUUUGACCUGAGAAAGACGAAGCGUGGCACCGAGACGGAAGAAUCUUCAGCUCCUAGAUCCGCAUACACUGUCAUCCCAGAGCGACAAAUUCGUGCAGAAGGUUUCUUUGGCGGCGAUCGAGCGUACGAUGUGCGUGGUGCUCAAAAUGCACACUUACCGGUUCUAGGACAAGACGAUGAAAACAGAAAGCGCAAGAAGCCUGGAGAUGUGGACGUGGCACUUGACCCUGAUUCUCUAUCAUCGGAGGAUGGUAUCAGCAAGGAAGAAGUGAAGCGUAGAUUUGAGCAGCAGAAGAAAGAAGAGAAAGGUGCGUGGGCAUUUGAGGAAGACCUCAGCGAUAUGAUUGCUCAGGAGAGUCGGAAGAGACAAAAGCGUGAUGAAGAAAAGCGAGGGGAGAAGAGGGAGAGAUCGUACAGGUUUUAGGGUGGAUGGGUGAUCAUCAUACAUGGAGUUUGGUGGCAUCUUGUGAGACUUGUAUUUCAGAAAGUGUAAUAUCAGAAUCGAAAAAGUACAUCAAUGCCGGGGCG